Messenger RNA from Seriola aureovittata, 1789 nucleotides. RefSeq names its product endoplasmic reticulum-Golgi intermediate compartment protein 2-like. Gene Ontology annotation, cellular component: membrane; endoplasmic reticulum; COPII-coated ER to Golgi transport vesicle. The record is from RefSeq and is a predicted model, not a curated record. The coding region runs from base 183 to 1328 and encodes 381 amino acids. Gene Ontology annotation, biological process: retrograde vesicle-mediated transport, Golgi to endoplasmic reticulum; endoplasmic reticulum to Golgi vesicle-mediated transport. The transcript is spliced from 14 exons. NCBI's taxonomy places the organism in Eukaryota, Metazoa, Chordata, Actinopteri, Carangiformes, Carangidae.
GCGAGCCCGCCCCCCUGUGAGCUAGCAUCAUGGAUGGAUCACGGUGCACUAAAAUUCAGAUUAAAUUCAAACCGCACUUAUAACUUGUUGAGUACAGCUUCCAGAGACACUGUGCCACGAAUCAACAUCUAACCAGAUGACAAAAGAGGUGAAGGAAGUGGUGACGUGUCCUGAACCUGAACAUGAGGCGUCUGUCCCGAAAGAAGGCCCUGAGUCUGGUGAGGGAGCUGGACGCCUUCCCCAAAGUGUCAGAGAGCUAUGUCGAGACGUCAGCAUCAGGAGGGACAGUGUCACUUAUAGCUUUUAGUGCCAUGGCACUUCUGGCUAUCUUAGAGUUCUUUGUUUAUAGAGACACUUGGAUGAAAUAUGAAUAUGCAGUUGACAAAGAUUUUUCCAGUAAAUUGAGAAUAAACAUUGACAUCACAGUUGCCAUGAAAUGCCAGCAUGUUGGAGCAGAUAUUCUGGACCUGGCUGAGACCAUGAUCACAUCCAGCGGCCUCCAGUACGAGCCUGUUAUUUUUGAACUGACUCCACAACAGAGACUGUGGCAAAGGACGUUGCUUCUCAUACAGAGCAGGCUGAGAGAGGAACAUGCUCUUCAGGAAGUCCUUUACAAAACUCUUCUGAAAGGAGCUCCCACUGCCCUGCCUCCACGGGAGGAUACCUCUAUGGAGCCGCUCAAUGCUUGCAGGAUACAUGGGCACGUCUACGUCAACAAGGUGGCAGGAAACCUGCACAUCACUGUGGGAAAGCCUAUUCACCAUCCUCAGGGCCAUGCCCAUAUCGCAGCUUUUGUGAGUCAUGAGACGUACAACUUCUCCCAUCGAAUAGACCAUUUGUCUUUUGGGGAGGAGAUACCAGGCAUCAUCAAUCCUCUGGACAGCACAGAGAAAAUCACCUAUAACAACAACCAGAUGUUCCAGUACUUCAUCACAGUGGUGCCCACCAGACUGAACACAUACAAGAUAUCUGCAGACACACACCAAUUUUCUGUGACUGAGCGAGAGCGGGUGAUAAACCACGCAGCAGGAAGUCACGGUGUUUCCGGCAUCUUUGUGAAGUAUGACACCAGCUCUCUGAUGGUGACGGUCAGCGAGCAGCAUAUGCCACUGUGGCAGUUCCUGGUGCGACUGUGUGGCAUUAUCGGGGGCAUAUUCUCCACGACAGGCAUGCUCCAUGGGCUAGUCGGCUUCUGUGUUGAUGUGAUCUGCUGUCGCUUCAAACUGGGAGUCUACAGGCUCAGAGAGGAUGUGCAGCUACACAACCAGAUGAACAAUCUGAACCACCAUCAGAUCCCUCUGCUGGAUGACCAUGUUCCUCGGGAGUAGCUCUUUUUCAGUGACCAAAGUCUCUGCCAUCAUCAAACUGCUGAUUCUGCCUCCUGCAUUGUUCACUGAUGAAGAGCUGACCUCACAAAACUGUAUGAAAUAAUGAACUUUAUCAUCCCAGUAGGACAAGUUAUUUAUUGUGCACUUUGUAAGGAGUUGUGUUUUUUUUAAACUAACGUUAGCAGUGUUAUUGUGUUAUUCUGCUGAAAAAGCUAAAGCUGUCUGUUAAACACUGCGCCGUUGAGUAAUUUAAAAUUCACGUCAGAUCAUCAUCUGUGGCAGCAGUCAUACAUGUGUGUUUUUUUAUAAAUAUUUCCAUGUUGUAAUGGUGCUUCUUUAAAAAUGUUCGCUUUCUGUUCCAUUCGCUGUAGCAGCACAAAAAAAAAAAAAACAGAUGUUCAUUCCAACACUGUUAAAAGUUGAAAUAAAUUUAACAGUUCGUGUCGUAUUGUUUCACAGCA